Molecule: messenger RNA, 995 nt
Organism: Theobroma umbraticum
Lineage: Eukaryota; Viridiplantae; Streptophyta; Magnoliopsida; Malvales; Malvaceae
Product: SAUR-like auxin-responsive protein family
Biological process (GO): response to auxin
Source: RefSeq, a predicted model, not a curated record
AAGAAGGCAGUGAAGAACCAGAGAGAGACGACCAGUUCAGGCGUUGCCUUUCCAUAAGGCUUAUCUGGAACUUCCCCAAAGACCAAAAGCCUUUGUGUAUAAGCUACGCAAAACAGUGGAACCCUCUUUGUUUCUCCAUUCCUUAUGACCCAUCCAUUUCUUUUUGUAUAAAUACCGGAACCUAGUUCUCCACAAUCUCUCACUUUUCUUUCUUGUUCAUAUGUUGUUUUACAGUUGAUUCUCAUUGAUCAUGAGCAACGUUCCAAGGUCUUUAACAGACUCCUCUUUAACCCUUUUCAAGCUCGCCAUUUCUGCUUCUGAUCCUUGGCCUUUCUCUCUGGUUUUCUUAUAACCUUAAUUUCGAGAAACCAAAGCUCUCCUGUUUUUAACAAGAACUAUAAGGUUUUUCUUUUCCUUGUUUCUUCUUGCUUAAUUUGGGGGUAGUUUGCUGAAGAAAAAUUAUGGGAAGUGGAGACAAACACCACGUGAAUUUCCACCUUCAUACGCCUCACCUUCACAGCUUUCAUCACCAUGAAAAGAAGGACCUGAACGAUAUUCCAAAGGGGUGUCUGGCAAUCCUGGUAGGUCAAGGGGAGGAGCAACAAAGGUUUGUAAUCCCAGUGAUCUAUAUCAACCACCCACUCUUCAUGCAGCUUUUGAAGGAAGCCGAGGAAGAGUACGGAUUCGAUCAGAAAGGCCCCAUCACCAUCCCUUGCCAUGUAGAGGAGUUCCGCAAUGUUCAAGGCAAGAUCGAUAAAGACCAGCACCAGCACCAUCACCAUCACCAUCACCAUCACCACCACCACAUCUGGUGUUUUAGGGUGUGAAUUUGACCGAUUCUGAAAAGUCAUGUAAAUUUGUUUUUAAGUUUCUCUAGUUUUUAGUUUUUCUUUUCCAUUCUAGCAUUGCAGAGAUCUUGCUUUGUAGAUGAUGGCGACAAAAAAGAAAGAUGAAUGACAAGAUUCUUCUCACAUAAAUUUCAUUAAUUUGAUUUA